Xenopus laevis (African clawed frog) is the source of this 2039-nucleotide messenger RNA. RefSeq names its product YKT6 v-SNARE homolog S homeolog (gene ykt6.S). NCBI's taxonomy places the organism in Eukaryota, Metazoa, Chordata, Amphibia, Anura, Pipidae. The transcript has 8 exons. Gene Ontology annotation, biological process: endoplasmic reticulum to Golgi vesicle-mediated transport. Gene Ontology annotation, molecular function: SNAP receptor activity. The record is from RefSeq and is a predicted model, not a curated record. The coding region runs from base 335 to 931 and encodes 198 amino acids. Gene Ontology annotation, cellular component: membrane; Golgi apparatus; cytoplasm.
CAGCGGGUAAAUUAAGCGCUGGACGGUUUUCCGCUUCGUGACGUGUAACGGGAAGGGCCGUUUCCUGCCCUGGAAAGAAAGCGGUAGCGGUAGACGGAAAGGGGGAGGGAGGCGCGGUGGAGAGGUGAAAGAGAGGAACGAACAAGAAGACGAGAGACAGGUCUGUCUGGCAUGAAUUGUUACUGAGCCGGUCCUUGUCUGCCUUAGGGACCUCCUCCUCCAACCUGUGGCUCGCCAGCUGUUGAUGUACUACAGUUCCCAGCAGCCCUGACGCGCCGGUGUUGUGGACAGAGAGAGCAGCGGCUGGGGGCGCCACAGGUUGGCUGAUACCACCAUGAAGCUUUACAGUCUCAGUGUUCUUUAUAAGGGGGAAAACAAGGUCCAUCUCCUGAAAAGUGCCUACGAUGUCUCCUCCUUCAGCUUCUUCCAGAGAUCCAGUAUCCAGGAGUUUAUGGCAUUCACCAGCCAGCUGAUUGUGGAACGAUCAGAUAAAGGAAGCCGGUCGUCUGUGAAGGAGCAAGAAUACCUGUGUCAUGUGUACGUAAGAAAUGACUCCCUAGCUGGGGUGGUGAUCGCUGAUAAUGAGUAUCCUCCAAGAGUCUGCUUCACCCUGCUUGAAAAGGUACUUGAGGAAUUCUCUACUCAAGUAGACAGGAUAGACUGGCCAUCAGGUUCUCCCGCCACCAUUCAGUACAACGCUUUGGAUUCUUACCUCAGCAAGUAUCAGAACCCUCGAGAUGCAGAUCCAAUGAGUAAAGUACAGGCUGAGCUGGAUGAGACCAAAAUUAUACUGCACAACACCAUGGAAUCAUUAUUACAACGUGGAGAGAAACUGGAUGACCUAGUCAGUAAAUCUGAGGUCCUGGGAACACAGUCAAAGGCCUUCUACAAAACUGCGCGGAAGCAGAACUCGUGCUGCGACAUCAUGUGAUGUAAGAUCAGCAGGCAGAUACAAUGGAUAAACAAUAUAAUAUCAGGGGCUCAAGCACCAAUCGUGCAGUGUCCUGUCCCCCUUUUCUUUAAGGGGUGCAGAUUAUAAAUACUGCUUCCCUGGGUCAGUUCCCCUUUCUUCAAGUGCUAACGAGGGACAAUUUUUUUAAUGUUGUCUGUGUUGAUGUGUGUCAUUUAUAUUACAAGACCCCUCCCCCAUUCCUUUCCCUUACACAAGUUGGCAUACCUCAGUACUUGGAGGAAUGAUCUGACCGGUGAUCUCUGAUAAAACUGGCUUUCUCUAUGCAGAGUAAACAUGUGACAUGAAUGUUAAUACUGAGUAUCCCAUAUAUAGCCAGCCUUCCCCCAGGCUCUGGAUCUGAUGCAGCUACAAACAAGUCUUACGUUAUAAUCCUCGUACGGUGUGUAAUUAUGCUGCGUAAUUCUGUGCUCUGGGAGAUGUCCUUGUUCAUUGUUUACUCCCCCACAGUAUGCAAAUCCCUUUGCUUUAAACCCAUAAACAUGGAGGUGGGAACAUUAUAAUGGGAGGGGGGUUCCAGAAAAUAUUUCAAUCCCAAAGUUGCCUCCCUGCUGGAGAUGUGGUGACCGUUUAACCCUGCUUUCUUGUCUUUAACACCUUCCUACCUAUGGGAAAUACAAUUUUCUUGUUGUUUGCUUUAACCACUUGUUAACCAGAGAAAUCUCCGUAUUAUAUUGAGCGCAUUACCCAUUCACCACUAAAGACAGGGUUUGCUGCUUUUUUUGUUUUUUAAUUGGGACUGCUCGGCUGAAGCAAUGAAACGACAAAUUGGAAGUGCCAUGACUAUAACAAACCUCAGUCUCCCUGGGACGUGCUUUAACCCUUUUAUACUCCAGUUCCUGAAUGGUUGACCAUGCUGCAGCCAAUUCAUUUCAGGCCACUCCGGAAGACCAAAUAUUUAAUGCCCACUUGGGAGGGGGCGGCAUUCAAAAUGUAUAGAUAAGUUAUUAUUGUAAGUCAGUGUUCUGUUGUUUUACUGAUUUCUUCCCACCCAAUAUGAUGGUUUUCAUGACCCUCUUAAUUCAAAACUGUAUUUUAAUAAAGAUUGGCUGGACAUUUCUGUAUGAAA